Molecule: messenger RNA, 770 nt
Organism: Truncatella angustata
Lineage: Eukaryota; Fungi; Ascomycota; Sordariomycetes; Amphisphaeriales; Sporocadaceae
Exons: 1
Coding region: 203-643 (146 amino acids)
Source: RefSeq, a predicted model, not a curated record
UUGCUUGCUUCUCAUGUUUGGGGCGAAAUGCUUAGGUGGGCGGCAGAAGGGAUACAUAGCAUGAAGAUCCUGGUGAAGUGAAAGGGAUAACAACGGCAAGCGGCACCAAUCCCACAUAUAUAAGUGAUCGGACCCCAGCCCCAAGCAAUCUAUUCGUCAAGAAACGCAAGCUUUUUUCGCCUUUCGAUUUAAUACCACGACCAUGAAGUUCGCUACCACCCUCCUCACCCUCUGCGCCUCCUCGGCUCUGGCUGCACCCACCGCGUACGCAGUGUCUACUGCCGCAGCCAAGGAAUGGACGCUGCAAGGCGUCAAGCGCGCCUGCGACGCCGCUGACACGACAUGUGUCUGGUACUUCGGCAUCUCCACCGGCAGCGACGACGCCAUCCCGGCCGUAUAUGUCGUCAACGCCACCGAGAGCGCUCCCGCGUCGCAGGCAAACGGCAGCCCGACGGCUUUUGGUGCCUACACCAUCAUCAGCGGCUGGAGCGGACAGUUCGGCCCCGGCGAGGGCUUCACUACCAUCAGCGUUGUCGACUAUGCGAACAAGCUGAUUGCAUACCCUGCCUACAGGGACGCCGAGCUGGGCAACGGGACGACUGUGAGCCCCGACCGCAGCUACCCAGUACAAAGCUUGCCAUAGACGGGAGGGCGAAUGAUGUAUGACAAGGCAUGAGGUUAAGUUUGGCGAAAAGGAGAAGGCCGGAGGGCUAAUGUUGGACUUGGGGUUAACACGGUGGACCUAAUGAUCGAUAUCUCCUGCAGUGGCU